ACCCAAAUUUCUUCACCGAGUCACUAACACACACACACACACACUGUGCAAUUCGUUCUUCUCUUUGAACUCAUCGAUGGAGGACGCCGACGCCGCGAACACGCUCCGCGUUCUGGUGGCCACCGACUGCCACCUCGGGUACAUGGAGAAGGACGAGGUGCGCCGCCACGACUCGUUCCACGCCUUCGAGGAGAUUUGCGCCAUCGCCGAGCGCCAACGCGUGGACUUCGUGCUCCUCGGCGGCGACCUCUUCCACGAGAACAAGCCCUCGCGGUCAACGCUGGUCAAGGCCAUCGAGAUUCUCCGUCGCUACUGCCUCAACGACCGCCCCGUCCCCUUCCAAGUCGUCAGCGACCAGACGCUUAAUUUCCAGAACACGUUUGGUCACGUGAACUACGAGGAUCCUCACUUCAAUGUUGGUUUGCCUGUGUUUACCAUUCAUGGAAAUCAUGACGAUCCUGCUGGCGUGGACAACCUUUCUGUAGUUGAUAUUCUCUCGGCAUGUAAUCUAGUCAACUACUUUGGGAAAACAGUUCUUGGGGGUUCUGGUGUUGGUCAGAUCACUCUCCACCCUAUUCUUAUCAAGAAGGGUUCAACAGCUGUAGCUCUGUAUGGUCUGGGAAACAUUAGAGAUGAAAGGCUUAAUAGGAUGUUUCAAACGCCACAUGCUGUGCAAUGGAUGCGACCUGAAUCUCAGGAAGGGUGUCAAGUGUCAGAUUGGUUCAACAUUCUUGUACUUCAUCAGAACAGGGUAAAAACAAAUCCGAAAAAUGCAAUAAAUGAGCACUUCUUGCCACGCUUCCUAGACUUCAUUGUGUGGGGCCAUGAGCAUGAAUGUUUGGUUGACCCACAGGAAGUUCCAGGGAUGGGAUUUCACAUUUCGCAACCAGGCUCAUCAGUUGCAACAUCACUUAUUGAUGGGGAAUCAAAGCCGAAGCAUGUACUUCUUCUAGAAAUUAAGGGAAAUCAAUAUCGCCCAACUAAGAUACCUUUGGUGUCUGUGCGGCCUUUUGAGUAUACUGAGGUAAUACUAAAAGACGAGCCAGAUAUUGAUCCUAAUGAUCAAAGUUCUAUACUUGAACACCUAGACAAAGUGGUUGGGAAACUGAUAGAAAAGUCUAGCAAGAAGGCUGUCAAUAGAAAAGAACUCAAGCUCCCACUAAUACGUGUAAAGGUAGAUUACUCUGGAUUUAUGACUAUAAAUCCUCAAAGAUUUGGGCAGAAAUAUGUUGGGAAGGUUGCAAACCCUCAAGACAUUCUCAUUUUCUCAAAGGCUACAAAAAGGGCCAAGGUUGAAGGAAAAAUUGAUGAUUCAGAACGGCUUCGUCCAGAAGAAUUAAAUCAACAGAACAUAGAGGCUUUGGUUGCUGAAAAUAAUCUGAAAAUGGAGAUAUUGCCAGUUAAUGAUUUGGAUAUUGCAUUGCAAAAUUUUGUGAACAAGGAUGAAAAAAUGGCAUUUUACUCUUGUGUACAAUACAAUAUUGAGGAAACACGAAAUAAAAUUGCUAAGGAUUCAGAUAUUGUUAAGUUUGAUGUGGAAGAUUUAAUUGUCAAAGUUGGAGAAUGCUUGGAGGAUCGUGUCAAGGAACGUUCUGUACGCUCUAAGGAACCCACACAACUUACUGCUGGUGCUCAACCAUGGAAGGAUUUUCAAGGCAGAAGCACUGCUGGAACUCAAAAUGCAGUUACCUUUAGUGAUGAUGAAGAUGCCAUGCCAGUAUCUAGCUCAAAGCCAAGUACUAGAGGUCGGAAAGGAUCCUCUGGUGCGUCUCAAACUACAACCAGAGGAAGGGGUAGGGGAAGAGGCAGGGGUUCCAGCACCAUGAAGCAGACAACACUUGAUGGAGCUUUAGGGUUUCGCCCUUCUCAAAGGUCUGCAUCAGUUACUGUAGCAACUGCCAUCCGAAGUGGUGCUGAUGAGGAUAAUCCGGCUUCUGCUUUAAGUGAUGAUGCCAAUAAAAAUGCUGUUGAAGAGAUCGAUGAUAGUUCGGAAAAUGAAUCCAAUCAACCAGGACGGAAGAGGGCUGCUACAAAGGGAAGAGGUAGAGGAUCUACAAAGUCUUCUAAACGUGGAAGGAAAUCAGAUAACUCUUCAAUCCAUAGAAUGCUCAUGAACAAUGAUGAUGACGAUGAUGACGAUGAUGAUGACAUUAGAAAGAGAUUAAAUAAGUCUCAACCUCGGGUUACUAAAAGCUAUGGAGCUCUAAGAAGGUGAACAGUGGGUUAUAUGUGAUGUUUUCUACAGGCCUUGAUGACAAGACAAAUAAUGUCAUUAGGUUACAUUGUAUAGAAAAAAAACAUUGCGUCUCCAACUAAUUUAACGUCUUGCCUUAGAUUCGAAGCUCAGCAGAAUGCAGUUGAGUAAUGUUAUGUGUGGGCCUGGUUUAUGAAGACAAACGAACCCAGUUACUUUAUGGGUUCUACAGCCUUCCAAGUUUCAACCAGGUUGUGUUAUGCUGAAUACAUUAUCUGCUAAUUUUUCUUUCUUUAUAGGCACUAUGAAGCCAUUCAAUUUGGCGCUAGUGAUUGAUGUAAUAUGUGAAAUAGGAAGUGAAGUAGUAGGAGCAUCUGAUUACUUUCUUCAGUUAACAUAAUUACACAAACGUGUGUACUAAGCAAAGCAUGAUUUAAUUAUAUAAUGGCCAAAAACAAUUAGGUGAGACUC
Molecule: messenger RNA, 2665 nt
Organism: Cajanus cajan (pigeon pea)
Lineage: Eukaryota; Viridiplantae; Streptophyta; Magnoliopsida; Fabales; Fabaceae
Gene: MRE11
Product: DNA repair and meiosis protein (Mre11)
Biological process (GO): double-strand break repair via homologous recombination; meiotic DNA double-strand break formation; double-strand break repair via nonhomologous end joining
Cellular component (GO): Mre11 complex; nucleus; site of double-strand break
Molecular function (GO): single-stranded DNA endonuclease activity; manganese ion binding; 3'-5'-DNA exonuclease activity
Source: RefSeq, a predicted model, not a curated record